This is a messenger RNA of Lachnellula hyalina, 603 nucleotides long. RefSeq names its product 60S ribosomal protein. Lineage: Eukaryota; Fungi; Ascomycota; Leotiomycetes; Helotiales; Lachnaceae. Bases 1 to 603 code for a protein of 200 amino acids. Gene Ontology annotation, biological process: translation. The record is from RefSeq and is a predicted model, not a curated record. Gene Ontology annotation, molecular function: structural constituent of ribosome; RNA binding. The transcript has 4 exons. Gene Ontology annotation, cellular component: cytosolic large ribosomal subunit; ribosome.
AUGGGUAUGUCGCUCAUCCUCGCCUUCGCUGACGAUGCGAUUCUCACUAUAGGUAUCGAUCUCGACGCUCAUCACGUUCGGAACACGCACCGAAAGGCGCCAAAGAGUGACAAUGUCUAUCUCAAGUUACUCGUGAAGCUGUAUCGCUUCUUGGCCCGCCGAACCGACUCCUCCUUCAACAAGGUCGUUCUCCGUCGCCUUUUUAUGUCCCGCAUCAACAGACCCCCGGUCUCCAUCUCCAGGAUUGUUGCGAACACCUCCGAGAAGUCCAACAACAAGACCAUUGUCGUUAUCGGCACCAUCACCGAUGACAACCGUCUCUUGACCGUCCCCAAGCUCAGCGUUGCCGCUCUUCGCUUCACGGCUACGGCUCGUGCCCGCAUCAUCGCGGCUGGAGGAGAGGUUUUGACUCUGGAUCAAUUGGCUCUUAGAGCUCCUACUGGAAGCAACACCCUGCUCCUCAGAGGACCAAAGAACUCCAGAGAGGCUGUUAAGCACUUCGGCUUCGGACCCCACAAGCACAAGAAACCAUAUGUUGAGUCCAAGGGUCGCAAGUUCGAGAAGGCUCGUGGACGUAGGCGUUCCAGAGGUUUCAAGGUGUAA